This is a messenger RNA of Manihot esculenta (cassava), 864 nucleotides long. Its product is annotated as keratin-associated protein 6-2. The record is from RefSeq and is a predicted model, not a curated record. The transcript has 3 exons. The coding region runs from base 210 to 626 and encodes 138 amino acids. NCBI's taxonomy places the organism in Eukaryota, Viridiplantae, Streptophyta, Magnoliopsida, Malpighiales, Euphorbiaceae.
CCACUGGACUGGAGUGCCAUGCCCCAACCACCUAAAUGGGAAAAAAAGUAAGAACACGCUAAAAUUUGUUGAAGUGAUAAACACGACGAAAAAGAUUUUGAAAAUAUUGUAGUUUUUGAAGUUCGCUCUCACUUUAAGGGUAGAAAGCUCCGAAUCGGCCACGAUCUGCAACUGCGAAGACAAGGUAAACGCACAGAGCAAGCAGAGAGAUGAACAAUUAUAACAGAGGCGACGAAGAAGAAAAGGGUUUACUCUGGAAGCUUCCAGAGGUGAGGUUUAAGAACUUUGGCAAGGCCGGCCCCGCUUUUGGCCUCGGCGCCGGCUGCGGUGUUGGCUUUGGCGUCGGCCUUAUCGGAGGUGUUGGACUGGGUCCUGGGAUUCCUGGUUUACAAAUGGGUUUUGGGUUCGGUGCUGGUUGUGGAAUUGGCUACGGAUUUGGGUAUGGCGUAGGUAGAGGUGUAGCUCAUGAUGAGAAUCGGAGAUACUCUAACAUCGGCAAGUUCUUUCAUGGUCCAGGAAAUCUUCCAACCCAGGAUGAGAUUGGGGGUCUUAUUGAUGAGCUAGUCAUCAACACCAAGAAGCUAGUCAGAGCAACUUCAAGAGAAAUUGAGAAGUGGAGAAAAUGAACGAGGGUUUGCUAGUUCCUUGGUGUACAAAUUGCAUCAUUAGGUAGGGAGGCUUGAUUAUGAUGUUGCAGUCAAUGCUAAUUAUGUGUAAAUGCAGUUAUAAUAAAUUAUUGUUUUGAGUGCACGUGUGCAUCAUUUCUUUUCAGUAAUGCUUAAGAGUUACUCCAUUGAAAUUUAUGAGAAGCAAUACUCGAUGAAAUUUAUUUUUUAACAAUGUUCAGGAUGUUUUCUAUUUGAA